GAUACAUAAUAAUAUUGUUGUAAUCUUGUGCUAUUCAAAAUAUUGAAAUAUCAGUUUUAAUAAUUUGUUACAAUAAUAUAAUAUUAUUUACAUAAAGAAAUUUAUCAAUAACAAUGUACAAAAUAAGGUUAUUUGUUGCACAAAAUAAAACUACAAUUUAUAAUAAUAUUAUUCGAAAUAUUGUUAGUCUUUCCAUGUUACCAGAGACUCAUCAGAUGUUACAUAAAACAUGCAGAGACUUUGCAGAAGAAGAAUUAAAGCCUUUAGCAACAGAAAUUGACAAAAAACAUCUUUAUCCAGAAAAACAAGUUAAAAAGAUGGGAGAAUUGGGUUUAAUGAGUAUAGCAAUUCCUGAAAAUUUAGGUGGAACUGGACUAGAUUAUUUAGCUUAUGCUAUUGCAUUAGAAGAAAUAUCUAGAGGUUGUGCUAGUACAGGUCUCAUAAUGAGUGUACAUAAUUCUCUUUAUUUAGGACCUAUACAAAAAUUUGGCAAUAAAGAUCAAAUAAAAAAAUAUAUUACCCCCUUUACAACUGGUAAUAAGAUUGGAUGUUUUGCCCUUAGUGAACCAGGCAAUGGUAGUGAUGCAAGUGCUGCUUCUACUAUUGCUAAAUUAAAUGGAUCUAAUUAUUUAAUUAACGGUACUAAAUCAUGGAUAACAAAUGCUUAUGAAUCAGAUGCAAUUAUUCUAUUUGCUACAACGGACAAAUCUAAAAAGCAUAAAGGUAUAAGUGCAUUUAUAGUUGAUAAAACUACAGAAGGUCUUUUUGUUGGUAAAAAAGAGGAUAAAUUAGGUAUUUGUGGUAGCAGUACCUGUUCAUUAAUAUUUGAAGAUUGUAAAUUACCAAAAGAAAAUUUAUUAGGAGAAUCAGGAAUGGGUUUUAAAAUUGCAAUGACGACUUUGGAUGCUGGUAGAAUUGGCAUUGCUGCUCAAGCAUUAGGCAUAGCUCAAGCAUCUCUCGACUGUGCAAUCGAGUACGCGGCAAAACGACAAGCAUUUGGUAGUUCUAUUAUUAAAUUACAAACAAUUCAACAAAAAAUUGCUGACAUGUCAUUGAGAUUAGAAAGUUCAAGAUUAUUAACAUGGCGAGCAGCUGCACUUAAAGAUAAUAAUAAAUCAUAUACAAAGGAAGCUGCUAUGGCAAAAUUAUCAUCAUCUGAAACAUCUACUUUCUGUGCGCAUCAAUGCAUGCAAAUUUUAGGUGGUAUGGGUUACGUUAGUGAUAUGCCAGCAGAACGUUAUUAUAGAGAUGCACGCAUUACUGAAAUUUAUGAAGGUACAUCAGAGAUACAAAGAUUAGUUAUAGCUGCAAAUGUUAUCAAAGAAUACAAUCUUAAUUGAAAUAUUUAAAUGCGACAUAUAUUUUUCUACUGAAGUUCUUCAUAUGCAAACAAAAUAUUUUUUAUAUAUUUUAUUAAUUUUAUAUAUUUAUAUUUUUAUCCUUUACGAAGAA
Messenger RNA from Apis laboriosa (Himalayan honeybee), 1452 nucleotides. It is a transcript of the gene Arc42, whose product is annotated as short-chain specific acyl-CoA dehydrogenase, mitochondrial. The transcript is spliced from 5 exons. The record is from RefSeq and is a predicted model, not a curated record. The coding region runs from base 114 to 1340 and encodes 408 amino acids. Gene Ontology annotation, biological process: fatty acid beta-oxidation using acyl-CoA dehydrogenase; butyrate catabolic process. Gene Ontology annotation, molecular function: flavin adenine dinucleotide binding. Gene Ontology annotation, cellular component: mitochondrion. NCBI's taxonomy places the organism in Eukaryota, Metazoa, Arthropoda, Insecta, Hymenoptera, Apidae.